Trifolium pratense (red clover) is the source of this 2526-nucleotide messenger RNA. RefSeq lists its product as uncharacterized. Lineage: Eukaryota; Viridiplantae; Streptophyta; Magnoliopsida; Fabales; Fabaceae. The coding region runs from base 129 to 1922 and encodes 597 amino acids. The record is from RefSeq and is a predicted model, not a curated record. The transcript is spliced from 2 exons.
GAAGCUUUCGAACGGCUAACGGCGAACGACGGCGACGCGAAGGCGAAUCGAAGGAGACAACGAAUCGAAGGUGAAUCGAAGGCUAAUCGAAGGAGACACUACACAUCCAGGUGUGGUGUGUAUUAUUCAUGGAUGAUAGAUUGGAGGUGGUGGUACAUCAUGGGGGGUGGUUUGAAGAGUUUGAUCACAAUGGGUAUGUUGGAGCAGAUGUAAGUUGGUUUGUUGAUGAAGAUUAUUUUUCGUAUUUUGAGUUUGUUGGAGAGAUUAAGAAGAAAUUGAAAUACCCAAGUAUAGACACAAUGUGGUUUUAUGACCCACAAGAUGUAAAUGAGUUGGUUUUGUUGGAGGAUGAUAUGGAUGCAAAUAGAAUGAAAAAUAUAGCACGAAUGGAUGGAAGAGUCCACCUGUAUCUUAUGCAUCCAAUGGCUGAGCCUGAAUUCAUUGAAGCGAUUGAAUAUGGGCCUAUUGAGGGGGUAAAUGAAAAUGGGCCUGCUGAGGGAGUAAAUGAAAAUGGGCCUGCUGAGGGAGUAAAAGAAAAUGGGUCUGUUGAGGGAGUAAAUGAAUAUGGUCCAACUGAUGACUUAAAUGAUAAUGGGCCAAGUGAGGGAGUCAAUGAAACUGGCCCAACUGGCCCUACUGAGGGAGAUAAGGUUGGCCCAACUGCUGAAAAAGGGAAAGGUGUGAGAAUUGAUGAUGAUGUUAUUGAUGAUUUAUUAAAUGAAGUUGAGUAUGAUGAAGACAGUGAAGAUAGUGCCCUGGGAAUACACUUUGAUGAUCCAGAAGAAGAUUGUUUGCUUGAAGAUAACUUUGACACUGUUGCGGAUGAGACUGUUGUGGAUGAGACUGUUGUGGAGGAAAAUGUUGUUGAUGAACCUGUGACAAAGGGAAAGGGAAAGAAAGGUAAGAAAGUGAGGCAAGAGUGUAAUGUUAGCAAACCAACAAGCAAGAAGGGAAGACCAAAAAAGAAGAAUAAUAACUCUAAUAUAUAUACUGUUGUUCAAGGUGCACAACAAACUGCACAAGGUGAUGAGUUAUUUGAAGAAGAUGUUGGGAAUAUUGACAAGAGUAAAUAUAAAGCCUUUGUUGGAGGAUUGAGUGAUAUUGAGGAUUAUAAUAGUGAGGAGCUAGAUAGUGGAAGUGAUAGUGACAUUGAGAAUGAAGUUGAGGAUAGUGAGGAUGAAGAUGAGCAUGACACAGAAUGGCCUAGUAAUUACAAAUUGCCAACCUUUAAGAUGCCAUCAUCAAUGAGAGAUUAUAAGUGGGAGUCUGGAAUGUACUUUGCUUGUAAACAAGAGUUUCAAGAAGCAAUAAGAUGUUAUGCAAUCCAGUCUCAAAGAGCUAUUAAAUAUAAGAAGAAUGACAAGAAGAGGAUAAGGUUGAUUUGUAAAAGUGGUUGUGUAUGGAAUGCUUACUGUUCACAUAUGCCAGGGCAAGAAACUUGGCAAUUGAUGUUUGUUAAAGAUGAGCAUAAGUGUAAUAGGGAACCUAAGGUCAAAAUGCUUAGUGCCAAAUGGUUGGGAAAAAGAUUACAUAAGAGGGUUAAAGAGAAUCCCAAUUUGAAAUUGAUUGAUAUUAUGGAGAAAACACAACAAAAAUGGAAUUUAAAGAUAUCUAAGAACAAAGCAUCUAAAGCCAGGGGUAUUGCUUUUGAUUUAGUAGAUGGGUCAUUUAGAGAACAAUACACUAGGUUUUAUGACUACUCCCAUGAGUUACUAAGAUCAAACCGUGGUUCAACAGUUAUAGUCACUACUACACCAUUUCAAGGUGAUGAGGCUGACUUGGAACAUCCUGAAAGGCCUUUGUGUCCACAUUUCCAAAGGGCUUACAUUUGUUUCAAGGGAUGUAAGGAAAGUUUUUUAAUUUGUAGGCCAAUAAUUGGUUUAGAUGGGGCAUUUCUUAAAGGAUAUUAUGGUGGUCAGUGAUACACCUAAAAAUAUGCUAUUUAUUUAGUUAAUUUACUAUUAUAUUUUAUAUGUUUUUAUUUCGAUUCCGAAGUUUUAUUAUAUAAAUAGUUACUUAUUUCUCAUAUUUUAAAUAAACAGAUAAAAAGUGUACGAGUUGAAGAAAGGAGCGAAAACGGACCGAAAAGGAGCAAGAAUGGACAAAAAUGGGCCACACAAGUGCAGCCAAGCCACACAAGUGCAGCCCAAGCCACGAGCCAGCCAAGCCCACAAGGAAAACAAAUGGCGCCCGCCAGCUUGCACCAAGUGGCCCUCGCCACUUCCUUCUCAUCAUGGCCGUCCAUCAUAUCAAACGGUGACGCGCUAUUCAGCUAAAAGUUCCACAUCGGCCAGAUUCUGUCUUUUCCUCCUUGUAUUUUAGUAUAAAUAGGCUAGUUCUCUUCACUCAAAAACAUAACACUUGACUUGGAGAAUUGAGAACUAGGCUUAGUACCACAAGGUUUUCUUCUCUAAAGUUGAGAGUUUAGUAUUAUUUUAUUCUCCGUUGAGAAUAAAAUAAGUUUUUUUUAUUUCCUGCCGUUACGCUGUCGGAGUCCGUACUCGAGAUUCCUUUUGUUAUUUCAGG